This is a messenger RNA of Gekko japonicus, 2841 nucleotides long. RefSeq names its product chromosome unknown open reading frame, human C9orf91 (gene TMEM268). The record is from RefSeq and is a predicted model, not a curated record. Lineage: Eukaryota; Metazoa; Chordata; Lepidosauria; Squamata; Gekkonidae. The transcript has 8 exons. The coding region runs from base 251 to 1285 and encodes 344 amino acids.
AGAAGAAGAGAAACACGCUGGCAGAAUUUUCGGAUCGGGCUGCUGGAGGGCCCUGAAGUACCUGGACUUUGCUUCCUUUUGGGGAUUUCUGCCAUUUCUGACUUCUCCUUAUCGCUUCUGGGAUGGGGAGGAAGUGACACAAUCAGCUUUCUUUCUUUUUCAGAAACGGAGAGUAGGGAAAUGCAAACCCUGAGGGUUGGAUCUACCUCUGUAUGAUACCAGGAGUUUUGAAGGGAACCUUUGAAUCGCUAUGGCCCCUGGUAAAAAUGAAGUGGGGACAGACAAAAAAGACGAGUUGCCUUUCUCAGUCUCGUUCUGCUGGAGUCAAACAGAGGACCACUCUGCUCACCGGAGGGAAGAACUUCUCAACGGUCAAGUCCUCAUGGUCCUGUCUGCUCGCAAGGCCUGCUCGCCUCCCCGUUUUGAUAUGAAUCUUUGUGCAGCGAGACUGAAGAGCUUGGGAAUCCAGAUGACAACUGACCAGUGGAGAAAUUUAGUCCAAUCUGCAGUUCUGGAGCCAGAAGUGAGAAAGUACAUGUUCUACAACUCCAGAGUAUUUGGGAUAGCCAUUGCUGUGGUUUUCUAUGUGACUCUCUGGAUAAAUCUGUAUUCCACUCUGCAAAUAUAUUCCCUAGGACAGAACUGGAAAAUCAGUAUCUUGGUUACUUUAGCGGCCCUCGUGGCUGCCUUGGUCAUCAGGUUCAUCAUUCAUCAUCAGCAGGGAAAGAUGAAUAUGAAUACAGAUAUGAGGUUAGUGGCUGCCAACGAAGUUUUAAUGAAACAUGAAUUGCUGGUGGGAGUCACUGACAAAUUGGACCAGCUUCACAGCAUCCCACAGCUGUGGUUUGUUCAUUUCACCGUGGAGCCGUGUCUUCAGUCUUUAGAGGAGUCAAUUAUAAAUAUGAAGAGGAACCAGGAGUCUGUUCUGUGGCACAACCUGGACGAGCUCUGCCUUGUGACCGAGACCGCCAUCUUCCCAGCACAGGAAGAGAGAGCCGAAAGCUCUUUAGAGGAGUCACCUUUGCUGCCUGACACCAAGAAUAAAAGCAGAAGUGCCCUGACAUGCCGAGAGCUCCUCCAGCUUAUCCCAGAUGGAGCCCCCAAGGUCAUGGCCCUGCAGCUGUUGACAAUCUACAGUGGCUAUUACGUCAGGCUCUUGGUUAGCAACCAACUACCGGAGGUCCCCGUGAGACGACAUGUGAUGUUUAACCACAUCCCCUGCCUUUGCCAGUUUAUUGAGUUGACAGUGCUGGGGAAGAGAUGCUUUUCAUUCAAGCUGAGGUGACCCGCAGCCAACACAACAUUAAUCUGUUCUCUCUGCACAGAGUCAACCAGCAGGGAAAGGAGAGAGGCAACACCCACAAUCCGGGGGUGGGGGGGGAGGGAGAAUGCUGAUUGUUCUCCGUAAGCCAGAGUGGUUAGCAGAAAUUUCUUGGAGGCAUCCAUGUCUUCACAUAAGGGAUACAUUUUAAUACUAAGUUAAGAGAAGGGUCUGUCGAAUCUAGUGCUCUCUACCCAGUGACCAGUGGCAGCUCUCCAAGAUUUUCCCAGAUUUGAGAUCCUUGUUGUGGAAAUGCUGACGUUUCAACCUGGGACCUUUUAGAUACAAAGUGGAUGCUCAAUCACUGGAUGAUAACUGUUCACGGGGAGAGCAGGAAAGCUGGUGGAACUUCAGUUGGGAAAAUCUUGAACCAGACACCAUACUCAACCUGUGGCCUAGAUCCACACCGCUGUAGUACUGCUGUUGCCAGCUGUUGAUCUGUCAUGCAGUGCACACUGGAAACAUCAUCUUACUGACCAAAAAAAAAAAGGAGACGUCUGGGCACCAGAGUGGACUGUUGGCUACAGAACAAAGGAUUGGGUCCUGCCAAACUCUUCUGUGAAUGGGGGCACAAUUUUCACUGUUGUCCCCCCCCCCCUUCACUGCAGACAUCCAACUUGUUCCUGGUGAACUCCCAUGUCCCAGGAUCAGCAUUUCAGGGGGCAUAUAGAGCUACAUGGGUGUGUGUGAGAAAGUCAUGCUCUGGUGAUGGAAAGCCUUCUGUCAGUGGUAGCUUUUGGCAGCGUCCAAGAAUAUGUCUUUAACAAAAGCAUCUUCUUGUCUAGCAACUUGGAGUGCAACAAAUUUCUUAAGGUCAGGCUACAUAACUCUAGAGUUCAACGACUGGAACUCCAGCAUUAUGUGAUUUCAAACUCCUGAAAUGCUGUUUGGACCAAUAAAGAGUAACUGUAGGGGGAAGGUACGGAUGAGCUACAGUUUUAUGGUGUGGAGUUAACUAUUCCUUCCGGUACCAUUUCCCCAAUCAAAAAUGCUCUCCUCACCACUGGAAAAGACAGUGAUGCUGGGAGAAGUUGACGGCGGCAGCAGGAAAAGAGGAGGAUGGAUUGACUCAAUUGUGGAAGCCACGACCUUCAGUUGGCAAGAUGUGAGCAAGGCUGUUAAUGAUAAACACAAUAAGGGUAUCUGUCUUUUCCCCCGUAGUGGGACUUAAAGAAUCUGGUAAGGGGGACAUUUUUUUUAUCUAGGAAAUUGAGCAAGGGGACGUGUUAACCUCUCCUUCUCCAGCACCAUGGCCCUGAUCCACAUCACUCUGCCCAAUGGCUGCUUUUUAGAGCCGGGGAACACAUCUGGAAUUCCAGUCAUCGAACUUUGCCCGCCUGGGCAGUUCAGUUCAAUUUCUUUCAUCUGCACAUGGGGUUGGGGGAAGAAGUGAAUUUGGUUUAGGCUGCAUUAGCUUCUAAUAAGGGAAGCUUAAAGCAGCAGUCCGUGGUGCUCCGGGCAUGGUGGACGUUGGGUGUGCCCCAGCUGGACUAUGGGAUUUGGAACCAUUUCUCCUUGAC